UUCCCUCUCUGCCCCCCAACCCCCUUUUUGGCGGCUGGGCUGCCGGCGGUGCUCGGCCCCUGGCAGGGGGCAGGUCGCCGUGCCGGGGGGGGGGCGAGGGGCCGCCCCGCUCGGCUCGGAGCAGGGGCGUUUGUUUGAACAGCUCCAGAGCAAAGAGCAGGGGAAGAAAGUUUGGGCUGGGAGCGUGGUUUUUUUCCCCAGACGUCAGCACAAGGCGGAACAGGGGCUGGGGAGGGAGCCGGACUCACAGGGCAGCCGUGAUUUUUUUUAUACCUUUUUUUUAAAAAAAAUAAUAAUUAUAUUUUUUAUCUUUUUGGGGAUUUUUUUUUGGCGGGGAGUGGGGAAGGGGAAGGGGGCCGGGAGCAUCCCGGCACCUCGGGGUGGGCUGGGGGUGGGAACCAUGGACUCGGCGCCAGCCUUCGCCAUGGACAAGCCGUUCGCCCCCAGCGCCGUGAGAGGCCCGGAGCCGCCCGAAAAUCCUCAAAGCCGGAAAAACUUCAGCGUGAGCCACCUCCUCGACCUGGAGGAGGUAGCAGCGGGGAUGAACGGGACCCCCCCGGCCGGCCCCCCGCCCGCCGGUGGCGGCAAGGCCAUGCCGGAGCCGUCGGGAGGCAGCAGCGGCAGCGAGGCAGCGCCCCAGGACGGUGAGAGCCUGAGCCCAAGCCGUGGGGCGGCCAAGAGGAAGAAGAAGCAGAGGAGGAAUCGUACCACCUUCAACAGCAGCCAGCUGCAGGCUCUGGAGAGGGUCUUCGAGAGGACACACUACCCUGACGCCUUUGUGCGGGAGGAGCUGGCGAGAAGGGUGAACCUCAGCGAGGCGAGAGUCCAGGUCUGGUUUCAGAACCGGAGGGCCAAGUUUCGCCGUAAUGAGAGGGCGAUGCUGGCCAACAGAUCGGCGUCACUCCUCAAAUCCUACAGCCAAGAAGCAGCCAUUGAGCAGCCCAUGGCACCAAGGCCCACUGCCCUGACCCCAGAGUAUCUCUCCUGGACCAGCACCUCCCCGUACAGCACUGUGCCCUCCUACAGCUCCAGCGGGACCGCGACACCCACCCAAGGGGUGAACAUGGCCAACAGCAUCGCCAGCCUGCGCCUCAAAGCCAAAGAGUUCAGUCUCCAUCAGAACCAGGUGCCGACCGUGAACUGAGCAGGGCAAAGCCCACCCCAUGGCCUCAUCCAGGAUCCAGCGUGGGGCUUGUUUGCCAGUCCAGGACGAAUCCACCACCCGCCCAACCCACGUGCCACUCAUCCAGCGUCUCAGCACCUCUCCUCUCCUCUUCCCUUUUGAAGGUAGAGUCAGUCCCAGGCCGAAGUGGCACAUAAUUAUAACCACAUAUGGAGCAAACUUGGUUAGAAACUUGCUUUUCCGCACACCCUUAUAAUAAAGGCUAUAUAUACACACACAUACCCCCCACGCGCUCUUCGAGGACAAACAGACUUGCCAAGGGAACGAGAAUUUGCUUCCAAACAUGGAAGGAUCUUGGACUAUUGGAUUUGACCAAUUUGGGUAUCUCGCCCAGAGAGCCAAAGAGUUAUUGGGUCUUCUCCUCCCGCAGGGACAGCAUGCAGCGGUGGGAGGAUCACAAGCCCCCCUUUCCGCUGGGCUGUGACUUGUGGCACUCAAAAAUGCAUGCCAAAGCCGACCCGCGUGUUCUCGUCUUUGUGCAUCCCCAGCCGCGGUGCUUGGGAGAGACUUUGUGAAGCCGACAGCUCUCCCCUACCGCAGCGGGUCCCGACAAGCUCCUGCAUCACGCUGCCUGCGGUUCAGAGCUGCCUAUGCCAAUGGCAUCAGGCUUUAUCCCUACCCAGAGGGGCAAGGAGGGCUGGAGCGUCUCAACAGACUCGCUCGGAGCCUGCGAGCUGCGGGAAGCGUUGCGGGUCGCCAAGCCGGCACCACUGCCCUGCCUCAGGGGGUUUGCCAGCGAUUCUGCAGAGCUCCAGGUCAUGUAAGCAUCCCAGGGAAAAGAGAAAAUUGGAAAAAGCUGUUGGGUUUGAGCUGAGUAGGCGGCUCCCAGCACUUCGUGCCAACGGCAAAGCAGGCUUCGCCUUCCGGAGGCACAGCCUCCCCACCGGCAGCUCGCAGAUGUGCGCGGGGGUCUGGGGCUGGCAACUCCAUAGGGGUGGGCUUUUUUGGUUUUGCAGAAAGGAAAUGGUUCCCCCCCUCGACUCACCCUGCCAUGCAGCCUAAUGAGGUUGCAAGGUGGGAUGCACAGGGGGACGGACACAGGGUAGGCAGCCUCGCCUCGGGCUUAUGCCACCCCAGUCCUUCCCCUCUGGGACUGAGCCGCAGGCAGACGCACCUUCCCCUGCCCAUACUGCAGCGAUGGGGGACGAGCCAGAGAGAUAGAGGUUUUACCCUGUGGACAAAGCCCUCUGGAAACCAGACCACUCUUUCUUCACUCACUGCAAAGAGCCACAGGCCAAGCGUGGGGACAUCACCAGCUCAAACGGGUGGCCUGGACAGAGGAGGCACCAGUCCUACUUGCCCAGAAGGGCUGAGUCCCGCUGGGGAUGGCAACAGUAGAUCCAAGGAUGAAUACAUCAAGUGCUAAGGUGCUUCCUCCAGAUAAACACCCUGCAGUGUGCAACACCAAGGCUGAAAGCGUCCCAGCUACGCCAUCCUUUCGUUUUCCCAUGAGGGCUCUCGCUGCAGCCACACAUGGUACCCAGCAGCUGCAACACCAGAACCCUCAAAUUCACCAUGGGCAGCUGGACACCUGAUGAGAGAAUCAGGAGAGGAGCACAGCUCCUCUGGCUGGGGGCAAAUCGGUCCCUCCAUCCUGCCCCGGCUUUCUCUGUUCCACUUGACACAGCCCCUGGGUCAGGAAGAGUCACCAGCUCCUCCUCAAACCUGAGCAACACUGCCAACCCCAUCCAGGGAGCAAAGUCAUCCUAAAUACUCACCAUGUGCCCCCCAGCCCCAUUUCCAGGGCUGGCAUCCCCGUGUUUGCUACCCCAACAGCAGUGAGACACUGCGCAGAGACACAACAAAAGCUGAGAUGUGCCAGGCUGGGGGGGAGAUGGACCCUCUGCGGAUCACAUCAUCCACCAUGAGAAACGCCGCUUGGGGCAGGAGAAGGGGGCCAGGGGGGUCCUAUUCCCAUGGAAAGCACAGGGCUCUUUUUUCAGUUAUACAAGAUGAAACCACAGGGAUAUAAAUGUCGCUGCCUCUUUGAGAGCAUUAAUGAAAAUAAACCCAUUUAAUAGUUUGCAGAUGCCAUUUCUGUAAACCUAAAAAAAGCAGGGAAUAAAUAUUUCUUCACUAAAUAUCUAUAUGUAUAUAUAUAUUUGAAAACAUUCACUCCUAAUCUUUGGGCCCCUCCUUCGCCGUGCUCUUGGCAGCUUAUCACGGCUUGUCAGUCAACGCCAAAGCCUCACCGAGACGAGAUACAAAUUGCACCCAUGGAGGGGUAGCAGGACGGAGGGAUUAUUGUAAUCUAAACUCCCUCCUGCCCUUUCUAUUUGUACAUUUCCAUUACUUGUAACAAGAUCCACAGUGGAUUUUUUUUUUUUCUUCUGCAUGUCUGUGUUUUGGAAAUUUUUGUAAGGUUUUUGUAAAAACAACUCUUGUGAAAUAAUGGAGGAAUAAAUAUUUUACUGAGUA
Messenger RNA from Columba livia (rock pigeon), 3601 nucleotides. It is a transcript of the gene PRRX2, whose product is annotated as paired related homeobox 2. The record is from RefSeq and is a predicted model, not a curated record. Gene Ontology annotation, cellular component: nucleus. Gene Ontology annotation, molecular function: RNA polymerase II cis-regulatory region sequence-specific DNA binding; DNA-binding transcription factor activity, RNA polymerase II-specific. The transcript has 4 exons. NCBI's taxonomy places the organism in Eukaryota, Metazoa, Chordata, Aves, Columbiformes, Columbidae. The coding region runs from base 401 to 1144 and encodes 247 amino acids. Gene Ontology annotation, biological process: regulation of transcription by RNA polymerase II.